Molecule: messenger RNA, 3401 nt
Organism: Drosophila serrata
Lineage: Eukaryota; Metazoa; Arthropoda; Insecta; Diptera; Drosophilidae
Gene: Ets98B
Product: DNA-binding protein Ets98B
Biological process (GO): cell differentiation; regulation of transcription by RNA polymerase II
Cellular component (GO): nucleus
Molecular function (GO): DNA-binding transcription factor activity, RNA polymerase II-specific; sequence-specific DNA binding
Source: RefSeq, a predicted model, not a curated record
UGAGCGUGAAGACUUUGCGAACGGUUGGUAGCGGAUCCAGACACUGCGAAAGAGACAGCUAGCGAGCGAGUGAAAGAGAGAGCAACAAGUUUGCCAGUGGAAAUUUUAGUAACGAAAUGCAGUGAAUACCAGUCAAGUGAAUGCACAGCAAACGGCAAACAGGCUGAAGAAAUAUAUAGACUCGAAGCAAUUUAAAGCUCAUUAUGAACACAAAGGCAGGGGCAGUGAAACAAACGAAAAACACUAAAACCAGCAUCAGCAGUCAAAAGCAACUCUGAGUGAAUCUGAAAUCUGAAUCUAGUUUAACAUUUUGAAAAGUCAAAAUUAAAACAAAAACAAAACAAGUGAAAGAGCCAGACAAAGACGGCGAGAGCGGGAGGUGUGCAGCGGUCCGCGAGGGAGAACGAGAUAGCCAAUAGCCGACGGAGACUUUCGCAGUUUCAACGUUGAUUUUUUGCAUGCGAACCCCCAAAACCGAUCCAGAUACAGUACCACCAACUAUCCAGGGUAUCUAGCUGGGCCUGAGAAGCGAGUAUCUGCCGAAUACCACACCAUUCCACACCAUUGUCUUUAAUAAGGCUUCGAAAUGGAGUAUGAGAAAAUGCUGUACAUGCCCAGUGGCAGUGAGAUGCCGCACAGUCCGCAACUGAAGCCACACCAGUUCCAGGCCCAGACGCCUCCGGAUCAGUACUCAGCCUAUGCGGAUAACUUUGACCUGUCGCUGCUGCCGCAGGAAUCCACACCCGCCCCCAUUCCCACCACUGUUUUCCAGUACAACGCCCCACAGAUCAAGGUCGAGUGCGCCUGGGAGAGCCAGACGCACCCGCAGCAGCAGCAGCAACAGCAGCAACAGUCUUAUCCCAGAUCCACCCACCAGUUAAUCCCACCGCCCGCCUAUCCGCACAGCGCUUAUCCCUCACCACAGUCGAGUCCGCUGCAGUCAGAGUUCGCCGCCUACGGAUUUGGAAGAUUAGGCGGGAGCUACGAUAGCCUGAGCAGCCCCUCACCCUCGCUGGAGGCGGCCAGCAUUAAGCAGGAGCUACACAUUUUGCCACCAUCGCCGCCGGAGUCCAAUUGCGAGACUCCCUCGCCGCGUUCCGCCUGCGGGGAGAGCAUCAAGGCCGAGCCCUUUGACGCGGACAUCGAGAGCCUGAUCGAUUUGAACACGCUGCUGCAGCAGCAGAGCCUCCAGAGCGGCCAGCCGAGUCUCCAGGAUACCAAGCCCGACCAUCAGCUGUUGCGCGAGUGCCUGGAGGACACCAGCUUCCAGAAACGUCACAACCUGAAGCCGCUGGCUCUGGAAUCUUUCAUUGGCGGCUUGGCCGAGGUGCGUGGGGAUUUUGAGCCAGUCAUAUCGCUGGCACUGGAGCAUGCCAAGCGGGAGGCGGACGCCAUCUGUGCGGAGCUGCAGAUAUCGCAGGAUCCUAAUGGCUGGUCGCCCGCCCAAGUACACGCAUGGCUUCGAUCCACCUUGGCCCAGUUCCGACUGCCGCCGGUGGCCGACUUGGAGCUGCAGUUCUGCGAAGAUGGCUCAGCAUUGACAUUACUCAGCGAGGAGGAAUUCGUGCGCCGAUUGCCCGAGAGCGGCAGCACACUGCACGCCCAGCUGGAGAUAUGGAAGAUGGCCUAUGCCGAUCAGCCUGGACACCAGCAGCAGUCCGAUCUCUGGCCAGCCAGCUAUGCGAUGCCCAAUUUGGAUCUGGACUACAACGAGGAUAGCGAAGAUGAUGAGGACAUGGAUGCGGAGGCGGUAGUGACACCUCUGACCAGCAGCUCCAGCUCUACACCCACAACCACGCCCACUUCUGGAGCUGCUCCGACAACAAAGCGUUCAAAUGGCGGACGUACCGGAGGAGGUGGUGGAUCCCAUAUCCACCUUUGGCAGUUCCUUAAGGAAUUGCUAGCCUCACCACAAGUCAAUGGCACGGCCAUAAGGUGGAUUGAUCGCAGCAAGGGCAUCUUCAAGAUCGAGGAUUCGGUGCGGGUGGCCAAGCUGUGGGGCAGGCGUAAGAAUCGUCCAGCGAUGAACUACGACAAGUUGUCCCGCUCCAUAAGGCAGUACUACAAGAAGGGCAUCAUGAAGAAGACGGAGAGGUCGCAGCGUCUGGUGUACCAGUUCUGUCACCCCUACAGCCAGUAGGUGUCGCCAAGACUCCUUAUUUAAUACUAGUUGUAAGUGGAGAACCCAGCACCUGUCACCUGACACCUGACACCUGACCCACCUGACCCACCUGACCCCUUUUCCGCUGACUAUGCCCGGCUAGCCUUGUGGGCCUAGCGGGUUCUAGUCGCCGCUCCUCUUGUACAUAUUCCCCGACUCCCACACGCAAUCUUGUUAGGCACGAAGGUAAGUUCGUGCAGCGAUUAAGUUUGGCUCUAGAGUAAGGCUCAAACCCGCGCCCGCUGGCGAAGGUAAGUUCGCCGGGGCAGGGUUUUAAGUGACCCCCCGAUUUCACCGCGACCGAUCGUAGAUCCGACCCUGAUCCCGCCCUGCAGCUGGUCAAGCGGCUGCAAAGCGCAUGUUUUGACUUACCGGCGACAUCUUUAUUCAACUGCUGCCUGUCCGUGCGCAGGAUGACUCUCCGGGAUGACCGUAUCCUGGCUGGAGCGGAGGAGCUUGCUCUGGUGCUUGGUGCCUGCCAUUAGUAGUCCGAGGCGAAAUUGGCAUUGAAAGGGCGCAGCAUCCAGAGAACUCCGUCGCCCUGGGGAGGAUCCUGUGCUGGCAGCAUGAAGGUGUCGAGGUAAUUUUAGGAACCAUAUAUCUAUGAUAUAUCAAAAGUAAGUUCUAUGAACAACUUAAUAAGCGAACAAUUGUUAAUAGUAGUGUUAAGGACCCUCGAUUAGACCUAGGUUUCCUUGAAAGUUUUUUCUCUUCCGCAAACAAGUUAAAAAUCUUUCGACCUCAUACGAUUUGCAUUAUGUCAAUCGAUGUCAAUUAUUUAUUCUUUACCAGGUGGUGGUUUGAUUUAGAAAUAGUUUUUUUCUCUUUGUUUUAUUAUUCGAUUAUUCGCAAUUAGCAUAAUGUUUUUCUCUCUCUAGUUUCAAGUAUGUGACGGGUAGGGAGUUUAAGUUAAUUUUAUUAUUUAUUCCGGGCCAGCAAAGUUGACCGAGCGCUAAUAUUAUGAAAAGUCAAUUAUUGUGCUUCUAUUUGCAUUAACUAAUUGAAUUAUGCAACAGCCAAUUGGCUGCUUGGCUUAUUUGUUAACCAAAUAGAAAUGUUACCGUUUACGAAAAUAUUUAUACGCAUAUUCCCAACACAUAUAAUUAGGACAUAGCCUGCCUGGCAGCUAGAUUUAUGCACUUUACACUUUUGCGAUACACCAAUUAUUUAUUUAUUUAUUCAACUAACAUAUUGUCAUGCUACACUAUCGGAUAAUAAUAAAAAUCACAGCAAAAAAAAA